Messenger RNA from Brettanomyces nanus, 1683 nucleotides. RefSeq lists its product as uncharacterized. Gene Ontology annotation, molecular function: centromeric DNA binding. NCBI's taxonomy places the organism in Eukaryota, Fungi, Ascomycota, Pichiomycetes, Pichiales, Pichiaceae. The record is from RefSeq and is a predicted model, not a curated record. The transcript has a single exon. Gene Ontology annotation, cellular component: kinetochore. Bases 1 to 1683 code for a protein of 560 amino acids. Gene Ontology annotation, biological process: attachment of mitotic spindle microtubules to kinetochore; spindle attachment to meiosis I kinetochore; kinetochore assembly.
AUGACUCGAACUCCAAAGAAGAAUGCCAACGGUUUGGAAGAUUUGGAGGAUUUCUUCUUAUCGGAUGAUGAAUAUAAAAGUCCCACUACUAAAAGACUUCAAAACACCAGAAAGAAUCCGGUAAAGGUAAAGGUGUUGAAGGUACCCUCAAAGACAUCAGAAAGAGUCACAGAAGAAGCCAAAAGAUUGCGAAAUAUUCCUACAGAGUAUGUUAGUUCGUCUGAUGACGAAGAGGCUAGUGCAGAAGAUGGAAGGGCAGAUGCAAUGAUCCAUGAGGCAGCCAUAUUUGGCUCUCCUAUUAAGCCAAAGCUUCGACUUCACAAGAUAAAUGGAAUCAACGCUUCAGGAGCCUUGUUACCUCCUCUACCUAAUAGGGAAUUGAUAAAGCAGAAUAGCUCUCCGCGAAUGAAGAAGUCCUCAAGAUUAACCAAAGAUAUAGCCUUACACAAAAAGACUAGGAACAAAAAGUUUGAUGUAUAUGCAGUGUCCACUGAUGAAGAGGAUGGAACUUCUGAAAGGAGUGAUAGUCAUGAUGAUGAACAUAGCAUUUUAUCAGAAAUAAGAAAGUCCAGGCGUGUGGAGCCGGUCUCUAAUAGUGAUGAAGUUGAACCUGUCAAGAAGUCAUCAGUUUCGCCUAAGAGAAGCCUGCAUCGUAGAGACCCGAAGAAUGGUAUAAUAAAGAAGCAAACAGGAUUCAAAUCCAAUAAGCUGAAAGUAAAGUCAAUCGAGAGACACUCACCUGAAAGGCCGCUGAGACACUCGACUAGAACGAAAGUCAAGCCAGUUGCUUGGUGGAGAAAUGAGCACAUUGUUUAUGAAACCAAGAAAGAGAAUGGUGCCUAUGUGAUGGAGGUGAAGGAUGUUGUUCAUCGUCCGGAUUUGUCGUCGAUCCCUCGGGUCAGCAAACAGAAAGCGUCUUCGAUCAGCCCUGUUAAAAAGAAGAAAGAAGUCGGAAAAAGAACUGAUAGGCUAUCGACUCCUAAGAGGCAUCGAAAGCAGGUUAAAAAGGUUGUUGAUCUCGGGCAUUAUAUGGCGCCUGAAAGGCAACCAGAGGCAGUCGUGAAGGCAUUGAAGAGAGGCACUGGGGAGCCCGAUGAGCCUGAGGAACAUCGAGAACUUAAGGUCCAGGAUGAUCGUCAUGAGGUUGAGUCUGCAAAGGAUCACGCUUCCUCUGGAAAAUUGCUUCCUUUCGAAGAACCAAUGGAUAAUAUCAAUGGUUCUGAAUGGAUGGAUAAUAAGGCCUUAACUGUUCCCGUGUUUGAAGGUCCUGGUUCUGAAAACCAGAUCGAAAGAACUGUGGCGUGGGCACCAGGGCAGUCGAAAAACACUACAAUUAUCAGAAAUAGGGAGGAGUAUUUCAGAAUUCGUACUCUAUUCGACCAGGAUUCCGAAUUCAGUGGAGGUGGUAUCAUUGAGCUGCCCGUUAAUUCGAGGAAGGCAGUGAAAUCGAACGACGACACAUAUUUUAUCUUCUACGUGAUCGAUGGAGUGCUGGAAGUUUCGCUUUCUCACAAUGUAUUUGUGGUGACUGGAGGUUGUUCCUUUGAGAUUCCGAUGGGUAACUUCUACCAGUUUGAAAAUAAAGGUCAGAGUCCAGUCAAAUUGUUCUUUGUGCAAUCCAAAUAUGUGGUCAUUAGUAAUCUAAACGAUGAUGAGAUGGAUAAUUAUAUGGACGACAACUAA